UUUUUUUAUGUCUCUCGGUCGAUCAUGAUAAUGGUUGUGGAUAAUGUUAUGUCGUUCCGUUGGAAGUUAUGGGACUCCAUGCAUUGCAGUUUAUAAACUCUACAAUCAAUUGCGAAAUCCACAUAUUUCUCCCUCCUGCUGCCCGCAACUGUGCAAUUUCUUAGCUGAGCCCGGUUGAUAUAAUCAAUCCCACGGUCACAUGGCAACUUUUUAGUCGUUGAGAAAUAUAAUUUCUUGAUGCUUUCGUUUCUAAUUCACAUUUUUCACUGAAAAGCUUUUCUUUUUCUUUGAAAAAGAAAAACUUUAAAGGGUUGUUCAAUACCACCCAACAUCUUCAUAUAUUCGGUUACUUUUUUCCUGGGUCAAAGUUGUUUAAACUCGAGGGAAUCAGCUAAUGGAAACUUACAUUUCCUUCUUGAUGGAUUUUGAAGUUUUAGAGCCCUUGUUCGAUUGAUGCGUUGGAGUGGACAUGUAUGAUCAUUUGUAAAAGUGUACUCCAGUUCAAGACUCUGAAUUGGAAAAGACAAGUUUAGAGGACCAUAUGGAAGAAUCUGGCAAUGGGAAGGCUGUUUCUAGAACCAACCGAAAACAUCAAGCAGGAACUGCCACCAUAAAAAAAGGAUGGGUUCAAGCAUUACCAAUCAAGCAACAUUCUCCAGAUGACAAGAAUCAAUUGUACAAGGCAUCAAAGUCUGCAGAUUCCAAAUACCAAGUCCACUGCAUUAUCUGCACGAAUGAGAAUAGUUGCAGAACUGUUCGCUCGAGAACAAAGUUGAUGAAUAUUAUGAUAGAAAGAGGGAAACCCCAGGAAGUCCAGUCCAUAUUUGACAGUUUGAUUGAAGGAGGGCACAAGCCGUCUCUUAUAACAUACACAACCCUGUUGGCUGCCUUGACCAUCCAGAAGCGCUUCAAGUCCAUAUGUUCAAUUAUCUCUCAGGUGGAAGAAAAUGGAAUGAAGCCUGACUCAAUAUUUUUUAAUGCUGUUAUAAAUGCUUUCUCCGAGUGUGGAAACAUAGAGGAAGCCAUGGAAACCUUUUGGAAAAUGAAGAAAAGUGAAUUAAAACCCACAACGAGCACUUAUAACAUAUUAAUUAAAGGUUACGGGAUUGCAGGUAAACCUGCAGAAUCUCUGAAACUGCUAGAAUUAAUGUCGCAAGAGAAAAAUGUCAAACCCAAUCUCAGGACCUAUAACGUGCUUGUCAGAGGAUGGUGUAAGAAGAAUGAUAUUGUGGAGGCAUGGAAUGUGGUAAAUAAGAUGGUAGCUUCUGGCAUUCAACCUGAUGCAGUUACUUACAACACAAUAUCAACAGCUUAUGCUCAAAAUGGAGAGACAGAUCAGGCCGAAGGGAUGAUUUUAGAGAUGCAGAAAAACAGUGUGCAGCCCAAUGGGCGAACUUGUGGCAUCAUCGUAAGUGGGUAUUGUAAGGAAGGAAAACUGAAAGAGGCCUUGAGGUUUGUGUACAGGAUGAAGGAUCUUGGUGUGCAUCCUAAUCUCGUAAUUUUCAACUCGUUGAUUAAAGGAUUUGUAGACACUAUGGACAGAGAUGGGGUGGAUGAGGUAAUGGCAUUGAUGGAUGAGUCGGGGGUCAAACCAGACGUGAUAACAUAUAGUACCAUCAUGAAUGCAUGGAGCACUGCAGGAUUCAUGGAAAAGUGCAGGCAAAUCUUUGAUGACAUGAUGAAGGCAGGAAUAAAACCUGAUGCACAUGCCUACAGCAUUCUUGCUAAAGGAUAUGCGCGUGCACGAGAACCAAAGAAAGCCGAAGAACUAUUGAGAGCAAUGACCAAAUUGGGAGUCCGUCCAAACGUUGUGAUUUUCACAACUGUUAUUAGUGGAUGGUGCGGCACUGGACAAAUGGAAUAUGCCAUAAAGAUUUUUGACAAGAUGUGUGAGUUCAAGGUUUCUCCCAAUUUGAAGACUUUUGAGACCUUAAUUUGGGGAUAUGGAGAAGCAAAGCAGCCAUGGAAAGCAGAAGAAAUGCUCCAAAUUAUGGAAGAAUUUGAUGUUCAACCAGAGAAAUCCACUAUCUUGCUUGUUGCAGAAGCUUGGCGUGCCACUGGAUUAACAAAAGAAGCAAAUAGGAUGCUCGGUAUUGUGAAAGGUAAGGGAAUGAUUCGUCAGACGGUGACAGAAGAAGAGAUACCAGUUGAAAGUUCGGAGAAAAUUUACCAGAAGCUGCCUGCGGAUGCCUCUUCUACCGAUCUGUUACAGAUACCAGCAGUAGUAACGAGUGAUCAGAAAGGAUCAACCACAGCAACUAAAAAAGGGCGCAUGGUGUUGAGAGAUACUGAUUUUCCAUUAGAGCGCUCAUACCUUUCUACAAAAUCGAUGUAUCUUUCUCACACUUGUAAGUUUGGAGACAGAUCACCAAUCAUAUGCCGGAAGCAGUCACAAAGGCAGCUUGGGAUGUUUGCUCAGCUUCCACUUUCAUGUACAGCCGUAUUCUUGAACUGAAGGAGAUACAGAAAUUACAGCUUUUGAUGAAAUCCCGUCCACACCAGAAGAAAUUAUAUUACAUUUUGUAUAGACAAGGGAGCUGCUUCAUUUUCAGGACCUCAUUGUUGUUUAAGGUCUGCUUCAAUACCCAAAGUCAAUGAUAAUCUUGUAUUUUAAGCACAGGAAGACUUAGCUGCUAAUUUUUUUUU
Juglans microcarpa x Juglans regia is the source of this 2646-nucleotide messenger RNA. Its product is annotated as pentatricopeptide repeat-containing protein At5g25630. Gene Ontology annotation, molecular function: protein binding. The coding region runs from base 542 to 2455 and encodes 637 amino acids. The record is from RefSeq and is a predicted model, not a curated record. NCBI's taxonomy places the organism in Eukaryota, Viridiplantae, Streptophyta, Magnoliopsida, Fagales, Juglandaceae. The transcript is spliced from 4 exons.